AUGGCUAAAGGUGCCGAGAAUCUUAAUGAAGGCCUAAGAGGAUCCGCAGCUCUUGUUGAAAGCUCUUCUCUUAAUAUUAUUGUGCCGUUAGAAAGUACACUCGAGAUUGAAUCUACGCUACGCUCUCAUGAAGAGUGUUUUGACAAAGAAAACGUAUUCAUCUUGACAUCUGUACCACAACGACAAGUACUAUUUUUUGAUGAGACUCUUGACAUCUAUGUUCUUCUACAGACUCCCUAUUUUGAUGAAAAAACUCUUCGCUCUUACCUGACUAAAUUGGCCAUAAACGUGCAAGGUCAAAUAUCUAAUGCACCUGGAAAUACUAAUAUUCCUCCUGGACAGGAUAUAAUCUAUUCUGGAUCAGUACAAGAGAGUGAAGAUCCUUUCAUCGUUGUGCAGCUACCAGACGUCACUGAAGAGGAAACGGUUCAAGGGCAUGUAUUCAUUGUAUGGAAGAUAUCGGCUUCACUUAGUAGACCACGAUUUCGGCUUCAUAAUCCAUCGGUCACAUUUACCGCAAAAGCUAGUUUGAGGUCAGGGGAACACCCUUCUGCAUCACUGCUAGAGGAUAAAUAUCUCCCAAGCCAGGUUCCUUCCGCCAUAAAUAUCCUAGAAGCUUUUGGCAAUGAUCCAUCUAUUAGCGGAAUUAAACCUAGAUUAUCUGCACUAAGGAUAUCACAGACAGCAACAAUAGCUGGUGCGGGUAUCGACUCAACGAGAGUUUUUAGAAGUGGGUCGCACCAUCCCAUAAAGAUUUAUCCGGCCAUAAACCCAAAAGUUAAACAUUUCAGACCAAUCACCGCCUCUGCUCGUAGUGGAUUAAUAGCUUGUAUUGAUAUCGACAUGACCCCUUUCACCGAUUGCCAGGUGAUUCUGAGGCAGAUCAAGCUUGAUCUUCGUGGAGGACAAGUGGAGGAUUUGAAUGCCAAAUUUGGCAUAUCAUUACCAGUGACUUCACAUCCGCUUGAUAACUUCACACUUAUGUACUACCUAGAACCAGAUGAGUUGGAUACAAAAUCCCCCGUACGAGAUCUAGUAAUCUCUAUGUUUGCAACGGUAGAUCUUUCCAACGCAUGCCAGCCAAAAAUCUCAAUGCACUGGACUACACUUAUAUCUUUUGCACCACCUGUAAAUCCUGGCUUUGGGGCGCCCACGUCAUCAAUUAAGCGCUCACACAAGCCAGCACAACUUUCUAUAGACUCUACUUCAGCUGAUCGCAACGUAAAGAGCACCAUAUUUGCACCUGACCGCUCAGAUCUUCAAAAAGAUCCCAGCAAUAUAGGGAAUCAACGGAAAUCCUCCAUAGCUGACUUUGGCAUAACCCUAACAAUCUACAGUCCUCCAUCUACUUCACCCAUAUAUCUUGGCGCUCCAUUCUCAUGGACUGUACUUAUUGUUAACAGGUCAGAAAAGCCACGUAGGCUUGCUCUAAUAGUAAACCCUAAGGACCAUCUUUUGGACGCGAUUUCUCAACAAAAUAUUAUUGGAAAAUACAACGAUUUAGAGUUAAGGGUCGCCGAUAAUCACACAAGAAAUGUAUCUUACAAGCUUUCAAAUGAUAUAAUAGACGAAAAAUUGACAUAUUCUGCAAAAAAUAAAUAUGUCGAUGCACCUGCUAAAAUCAUCUGCUUAAAUACCGACCGUAAGAUUGGUGUCCUAGUGCCCAUGGCGUGCCAUGAAGUGGAGCUUCGAUUUAUGGCCUUAAAUUAUGGAAUCCUUAGCGUAGAGGCUAUUCGACUUCUGGACCUUGACACACAUGAGUACGUCGAUAUUAGGGAUUUACCCAUAAUAAUUGUAUCACCACAAAUGAACUCAUAA
Messenger RNA from Blumeria graminis f. sp. triticale, 1818 nucleotides. The record is from the annotation of a GenBank genome assembly. NCBI's taxonomy places the organism in Eukaryota, Fungi, Ascomycota, Leotiomycetes, Helotiales, Erysiphaceae.